Molecule: messenger RNA, 2034 nt
Organism: Schistosoma guineensis
Lineage: Eukaryota; Metazoa; Platyhelminthes; Trematoda; Strigeidida; Schistosomatidae
Source: the annotation of a GenBank genome assembly
AUGCCUACAGCAAGUAGGCUGGUUAUAUACUCUACUUGUGCUGUUACUUUGAUAUAUUUGCUUCAUUGUUAUCGAAAAAGACGUAAGCACAGAGCGGCCAACAGUAACAACCCGAUAAAAAUUACUGAAAAUCCUGUAUCUUCGUCACAAUCAGACGCCAGUGGUACUAAGUUUAGCGAGGAAUCUUUUGCUGUUCAAGAUUUAAUUAGUGACAUUGAAUAUAACGAUCCACUUACCAUUCUCACAGCCGCUUUUGUCAAGACAAAAUUUACUAACGAACGUUUAGUAGUCUUGAAAGAACAAAACUUGGAAUUGGAAAGUAUUUCUUUCUUGGAAUCACUACUGCCUGUAGCGUUAACUUUUUCUGACACAGCACCCGGAUUGUUAGCAAUGGCGGCCAGUCAGACAGUAGUUUCUACCUUGAACAAUAGUUCUGUCUCAGGAUCUGAGUCUGAUCGAGCACUGACGCCCGACUCCAAUUGUGAUUUUUGUGGAAUUACCCUUCCACCUGAAGGUUUCAGUGACCCUUCGAAUGACAUUUAUGAAGCUAACCCCGAAGAGUUGGAUGGCAAAAUUUUGCCAAGAGUGCUCAUUCCUAGUGAUAUGUGGGCUCAAGUCGUUGACAGAGAUAUCUGGCACGAAACAUUUUUAAUACCUGCCUACAUGGGUGGCGUUUUGAUUGGGCGGCUAGGAAAGAAUGUUAGAGAGCUGCGAAAUGCAUGGGAGGCCGAAUUCAGUUUAAAUACUUGCCCAGGAAAACAAGACACUCUGAUCUUCAAAUUAUCAUGCCCACUUAGACACAAAAAUGAUGUGCUACGCUGGGUAUCCCAUCGAUUCAGAAUGAGACCCUCCAAAACAACAAUUGGAAACCCAAACCAACUGAAGCGUCAACUUCCUCUAGGUGAACCGGUUCCGGUGCAGAUUCGUAGUCUUUAUGGUUCAAAGGAAUUGUUCGUAACAGUACCUGACGAAGAGUACAGCAACUAUCUAGCUAUGCAGGAAGAGCUUGAAAAAGAUUACUCAACCAACAACAAUUACCGUAUGCAACUUUGUGAACCAGUGACAUCAGGAACAGUUGCUGUAGUUCCACAUAGUCAGGGAUUUGCAAGGGCGCUUAUAAUUAGUGUUUAUCCUACCUGGCCAAAGGUAGCGUUCUACUACUUGCUAGACCAUGGGACAUUCGGUAUUGUGCAGCUAAAUAAAUUAAGAAAAAUCAGGGCUAAAUAUAUGAAGGUUCCUUAUCAAGCAAUUCAUGUUAGCUGGGCUCACGCAUUCCCUGUUUAUUCGGAUAUUCCUGAUUUACACAUACUUCGAACAUUCUUUAAUAGUGGUCGCGUUCAUGCAUUUGCUGUACGUAUGGAGACGUGUUGCCGAGCUUCUGUGGCAUUCGGUGAACCAUAUUCACAACCAUACUCAUCUCAUGGAUUUCUCGAUAUUCUAGUCAAUGCUUGUAACAGUGGACUGUUUAUAGCUGUUCCUCUGCUAAUUUAUCCCAAAAGACAAUCUUGGUUAAAUAGUUCGUCGAUUCCAUAUUAUCCGUUCACAUACAGUUACAUCGAUUAUCAGUCAUUAGUGACUUUUGCUGUUGAGGAAGAUGACCAAGUGACGAUAGAUCAUUCAUCUUCCCAUAAUCAAAAUCCGAGUGAAGAUUAUAUUUGUCCUUCCAAACAUCAGGAUGGCAAUCAAAAAAAGUUCAAUAAGUCAAGCGAUAAUUACUACCGCUCACAGCCUUGUGGCCAGCGUCGUGGACUGAGAGGAUCUGCAACAGUCAGCAAUACUGGGAAUCGUCGACAAAAUCCAUAUGGACCAAAUCGUUUGCAAAAUGGCCCUCUGUUUGCUACCUCUCAGAAAGAAAACCAAUUUACAUCGGUUAGUGAAAAUACUAUUGCAUUAAAAUCCACAUCUAGUGGAAAUGAGCAAUUUGGCAGAAGUCAACUACGAAAACCGUUAUCAAAUCGUAAUAAUAGUGUAAGUAGUUCCAGGACCGUCUCAUCGAAUCCUGGACGAGCGACUACAUUUAGUAGCCACGAGUAA